This is a messenger RNA of Rhinichthys klamathensis goyatoka, 1243 nucleotides long. RefSeq names its product Yip1 interacting factor homolog B (S. cerevisiae) (gene yif1b). Gene Ontology annotation, cellular component: COPII-coated ER to Golgi transport vesicle; endoplasmic reticulum membrane; endoplasmic reticulum-Golgi intermediate compartment. Gene Ontology annotation, biological process: endoplasmic reticulum to Golgi vesicle-mediated transport. NCBI's taxonomy places the organism in Eukaryota, Metazoa, Chordata, Actinopteri, Cypriniformes, Leuciscidae. The record is from RefSeq and is a predicted model, not a curated record. Bases 170 to 1081 code for a protein of 303 amino acids. The transcript is spliced from 8 exons.
UGACCCGGAAGUGAUGUUUGCUGCGAUUUCUCCUGCUAUUUUUGCGAUGCUAAUUUUAGUUUCACUACCGGCAGCUUCUCGCCUAGACGCCUAAAUGUGUUGAUAAAUGUUUAUAUUUGUCUUUUGUUACCUUUCUAUUUAAGUAAAGAUACCAUAUUUUGGGGGAGAGAUGGAGUUUUUAAACCAGAGUGGGUCCAGACAGCGUAAGUUACAGCCGAAGAUCAGGAUGCGAGGCCCCUCAGGGGACCCCAGUGACCCCAGUCCGUUAUUUGACGACACUAGUUCGGAGGUGAACAAACACGGUCACGGCGAUGUGGGGAAAGGGCCUGAUGCGUAUCCAGGACAGGCCUUUCUGUCGGACCCCAUGUCUAACCUCGCCAUGGCCUACGGCAGCAGUCUCGCCUCCCAUGGCAAAGAGAUGAUGGACAAGAACCUGGAUCGAUUCAUCCCCAUCUCUAAGUUAAAGUACUAUUUUGCAGUAGACACGGUUUAUGUUGGCAAGAAGCUUGGACUGCUGGUUUUUCCCUACAUGCAUGAAAACUGGGAGGUGAGCUAUCAGCAGGAUACACCAGUUGCACCACGCUUUGAUAUCAACGCCCCUGAUCUGUACAUUCCCGUGAUGGGUUUCAUUACGUAUGUCCUGGUUGCUGGACUGGCUCUGGGCACACAGAACCGGUUUUCUCCAGAGAUUUUGGGCAUUCAGGCCAGCUCGGCCCUGGUGUGGCUCAUCAUCGAGGUUCUGGCUGUGCUCCUCAGUCUUUAUCUGGUAACCGUUAACACUGACCUCACCACCAUCGACCUGGUGGCCUUUUCUGGAUACAAAUAUGUUGGGAUGAUCGUGGGAGUCGUGGCCGGACUUUUGUUUGGCCGGACGGGAUAUUACCUCACACUGCUGUGGUGCUGCGUCUCUAUCUUUGUCUUUACGAUUCGAACACUACGGCUAAAGAUCCUGUCUGAGGCCGCCGCGGAGGGGCGGUUAGUGCGAGGAGCCAAAAACCAGCUGCGAAUGUACCUGACCAUGGCCAUCGCUGCAGCGCAGCCCGUGUUCAUGUACUGGCUGACCUUCCACCUGGUCAGAUAAGAGGACCCGUAGAGGGACAAAAGCUCAUAGAGACAUACGCCUAUUUGCACACAUGUAAUAAUAAACCAAUGGACACGUGUUGUGCAGCCUCAUCAUAGCACAAUAUGAAUUAUCUCAACUGUAAUUGCCCAGCUGUCUUUUGUAUGUUUUUGGUUUGUACAU